CAUACACACGCACCGAGCCAGGACAAAGCGGGGAGCUGGCUGUGCGGCUGGGGCGCACGGAUCCCCGCGGGGCUGCUGGCCCAGAGGCGAGGCGGCUCUGGCUGCUCGGGGACCGUCCCUCCAGGGGCCGGGGGGCGCCGCGAUGGAGCGGAGAGGUGGCGGCGGCGGCCGGGCUGCGCGGCGGCUGCUGUCCGGGGACAAGCGAGGACCCCGCCCGGCGCCGGCAGCUGUAGCAGCCCGGGGCGCUCGCCGCGCCUGAGCCGCCCCCUCCAUCCCUGGCCCGCCCCGCGCUGCGGACCCGACCCGGCGGUAGCCCCUGCCCGGGGCCAUGAGGACCAGACCCCCCUAGCGGAAGCCAGGCGAGCGGCGGAGGGGGGAUGUCCCAGCCCCAGUCCUCCCGCGAAGUCAGGCGAGGCGGAGACCGAGCCCCGUCCGGGGGCCCCCCAGGGGCACAGGGAGCGAGCCUCGCCCGGGCACGCAGGGGCGAUCGUCGGCGGGCGAGAAGAAGGGAAGGUGAACGUGUGUGAGGGAGCCGGGGGCUCGCCCCAGCCCCCACCCAGUGCGACAAUGAGUGCUGGCUCGAUCGAGCAGGAGCCGUCGCGCAAGCUGGCCUGCUGCGGGGUGCCCCUGAUCACCGAGGACAUGCAGUCGCUGGCCAUCCGCACCCUCUCCGGGACCGACAUCAAUAAGCACUAUGACCUCAUCCGCGAGCUCGGCAAGGGCACCUACGGCAAGGUGGACCUGGUGUCCCACAAAAGCACAGGCACCAAAAUGGCAUUGAAGUUCGUGAACAAGAGCAAGACGAAGCUGAAGAACUUCUUGCGGGAGUUCAGCAUCACCAACACGCUCUCCUCCAGCCCCUUCGUCAUCAAGGUCUUUGACGUGGUCUUUGAGACUGAGGAUUGCUACGUCUUCGCUCAGGAGUACGCGCCUGGCGGGGACCUCUUUGACAUCAUCCCGCCACAGGUGGGCCUCCCCGAGGACAUGGUGAAGCGCUGUGUGCAGCAGCUGGGCCUGGCCCUGGACUACAUGCAUAGCAAGAACUUGGUGCACCGGGACAUCAAGCCGGAGAACGUGCUGCUCUUUGACCGCGACUGCCGCCGGGUGAAGCUGGCCGACUUCGGCAUGACCCGCAAAGUGGGCUGCCGGGUGAAGCGCAUCAGCGGCACCAUACCCUACACGGCGCCCGAGGUGUGCCAGGCCGGCCGGGCCGAAGGCUUUGCCGUGGACACCAGCAUCGAUGUGUGGGCCUUCGGGGUGCUCAUCUUCUGUGUCCUGACUGGCAACUUCCCCUGGGAGGCAGCCUCUGCCUCAGACACCUUCUUUGAGGAGUUUGUGCGGUGGCAGAAGGGGCGCCUGGCAGGUCUGCCAUCCCAGUGGCGGCGCUUCACAGACAACGCCCUGCGCAUGUUCCAGCGUCUCCUGGCCCUGGACCCCGAGAAGCGCUGCCCCGUCAAGGAGGUCUUCUACUUCAUCAAGUAUGACCUGAUGUCAGAGGUGCGCCGCCGGCCCUCCUACCGCUCCCGCAAGCAUGCCGGAGAUAAGCUCUCUGCUGGCCCCCACCGCCAUGAGACGCCCAGCUCCUGCACCCCUACCCCGCUCAAGAGAACCAUCCUGACGGAAGGCAGUGGCCCCCGGCUCUCUGCCUCCGAGCCAGGCCUGCCCUCCCCUGGGGGAGCUAGCCGGACGGACGGGCGGCAGGACAAAGGCAAAGGGCAGAUGGUCCUGGCCACAGCAAUAGAGAUUUGUGUCUGAUGAGGGCUCAGUGGGAAUGAGGGGACAGCUGGUCCUCACAACACCGCUCUGCUCCGUACAGCCUGCAACGAUGAUGUCAGCCCCCCCGUCUCCCCGCCCCACUGGUGAAUGGGGGUCAAGGGGGGAUGGGGAUUCCUUUUUGUGUGAAAAGGGACCAGGAGCCGUGUCUCCCGAAGCAAAAAAUACUCACACUGCUAGUACUCACUGAUACUGAGGAUGCGACGUACAGCUAAACCCUGGAGAAAAGGCCAGAGUGCAGACACAGCCAGGCAGAAAGGCCCCGGCUUGGUGGCCGGGAAGGACCAUGUGUGUCAUGGCGGCCCCUCCCCGUCACGUCUUCCAUGAUUGGGUUGGAGGCUGCUUCCCCUGGCACUCUGCACUGUGCCCCUGCUUUGUCAGUGGGGCCUGGGAGGAGCGCUGAGGCUCUUCCCAUUGAUGGGGGUGGGCUGGGACUUCACAGGGAUGAGAGCAGGAAGCCACAGGAGGGAGGGAAUCGGCACUGAGUCUUGGACACACGGAUGGGUGACCAUCUUGCGGGCAGCAGGGGCUCAGCAGGGAUGUCACAGCCAUUGGGUGUGUGGGGGUGGGGGGUAGGAUGGGGUGGGGCUGCCAG
This is a messenger RNA of Malaclemys terrapin pileata, 2368 nucleotides long. It is a transcript of the gene SBK1, whose product is annotated as SH3 domain binding kinase 1. Gene Ontology annotation, biological process: peptidyl-serine phosphorylation; peptidyl-threonine phosphorylation. The coding region runs from base 568 to 1755 and encodes 395 amino acids. The record is from RefSeq and is a predicted model, not a curated record. The transcript is spliced from 4 exons. Gene Ontology annotation, molecular function: ATP binding; protein serine/threonine kinase activity. Lineage: Eukaryota; Metazoa; Chordata; Testudines; Emydidae.